This is a messenger RNA of Brassicogethes aeneus, 2313 nucleotides long. Lineage: Eukaryota; Metazoa; Arthropoda; Insecta; Coleoptera; Nitidulidae. The record is from the annotation of a GenBank genome assembly.
AUGGAAAGAAAAGCAGGGGCCGAUUUGGAAGGAUCAAUGGGGAUUUGUGUGGAAUUAUUAGCAAAACGUCGGUUGACCGUCGAAGUACCUAUGGAAGCGGUGCAUGGAGUCUUAGGAAAAAAGAAAGGUCUUCCCUGUGAUAUUUCGCCCCGUGAAAGAGAUGAUGCGGUUGCCAUGGUCCUUUGGUUCAAGGAAACCAUUGGGGAACCUUUAUACAGCUUUGACGUGCGAGGACGACAGUUCAAUCAGGCAAAGCUGUGGUCGUCGCCCAGCGUGUUCGACUCGAGGGCGUUUUUUCGAGCCACCACCACGCCCGCCACAUUAGUGAUAGACAAUAUCCGGUUAUCCGACGAGGGCAUAUACAGGUGCCGCGUCGAUUUCAAAGACUCUCCCACCCGGAACAGCCGUGUCAACUUCACUGUCAUCGGUCGGCCGCGACCGAAAGUGACAUGGUUCCUCGAGAACACCGUAAUAGAUGACUCGUACGAAAUUCGAUCCGACGGCAUUGCCGUCAAUCAUCUCACAUUCCCGAAGGUCGGAAGACAACAUCUACAUUCAAGACUGAUAUGCCAAGCCAGUAACAAUAACCUCGUGCCCCCUGAGACAAGAGUGGCUGUGUUAGAUAUUAACUUAAAACCUCAAAGCGUACAUAUUUUGACAAAAGAAAAACAAGUAUCAGCAGAAAAGAGAUACGAAGUGGAAUGCCGAACAUCGGGAUCCAGACCGGAUGCAGUGAUCACGUGGUGGAAAGGAAGCCGACCAGUAAAAAGACUGGCAAAAAAUUUUUCGGAGCAAAACAACCAGAGCCUGAGCAUUUUGAAUUUCGUUCCUGUAAUCGAUGACGAUGGGAAAUACUUGACCUGUCGAGCCGAGAACCCGUCCAUCUCCGAUAGCGCUCUCGAAGACAAGUGGCGAUUAAACGUCCAUUACAUGCCGGUAGUUACGCUAAAGAUGGGAUCAACCCUAAACCCGGGCGAUAUCAAAGAGGGUGACGACGUAUACUUCGAAUGUAAUAUCAGGGCCAACCCCAAGGCUUACAAACUUUCCUGGUUCCACAAUGGAGAGGAAAUUUUCCAAAACGUCACAGGAGGAAUUAUUAUGAGCGACCAAAGCUUGGUCCUGCAAAAUGUCGCCAGGGCCACAGCAGGAGAAUACACCUGCAUGGCUGCCAAUGUGGAAGGAAAAGGAAAUGUGCCAGUGUGCAUUCAGGAGCGCGAGGAGCUCUACGGCGCACUGAAGCAGGAGACCGUGACGCUGCGAUGUCAGGUCGACGCCAACCCCUCGGUGGUGACCUUCCACUGGACGUUCAACAACUCCGGGGACCAGACCGACGUUCCGGCCAACAGGUUCACUAACGAGGUCACCUCGUCCCGUCUGAACUACACGCCGGUGUCCGAUCUCGACUACGGCACGCUGCUCUGCUACGGCGUUAACGAGGUCGGACGCCAGAAGGAGCCCUGCGUCUUCCAGGUCGUCAUUGCCGGUAAGUUACGGCCCAAUCAAGUCCCAAGUCUUCCUUCAGCUAACAGAAUAUACGCCGAAGUGGACUGCAUGGAGGGAUUCGACGGCGGGCUGCCCCAAAGUUUCCUGAUGGAGGUGCUGGAGCUGCCGAGCCUGCGGCCGCGUCUCAACCUGACCAGCUACAAGAUGCCGCCCAGCUUCGCCGCGAACGGGCUGGACCCGGGCGCCAGCUACAGGAUAAUGCUGUACGCGGUUAACGCCAAAGGAAGAAGCGACCCGACUGUUAUAGAUCCUGUUACGUUCAAAGGAGUCGCUAAAUUGCAAGGAAUCCUGGCCACCGGGGUCUGCCUGGUGCUGGCCGCCCUUUGCCGGCGGCACUACUCGCGCCCCUGUCACCGAAACGACGGCGGCACCAAGCACGUUCCCAUGGAGGCGGUAAUCAAUGCGGACGAUCUCAUCGUGGACGGCUCGAUUACGGGCGUCCGCACGCCCGUCCUGCAGGAUCAAGUUUUUACCGCCGAGGCGGUCAGGAACGGAUCGUCCGUCGAGGCCACCGAUCCUGACAUAAUCAGGAAUCAAUACGAAAGGCGACCCACGCACGGAUUUAUGAAAGUAUACGAGCCGCCUGGGUCCAGAGAAGACGACGAAAUCGACGAAGAAAGUGAAGAGUACGAUUUUAGACGCGUUGCCAAAGAAUCCCACAUCCCCAAUCAAACGGUCUAUCGUAGCCUGCAGAGGCCAAGUCGAAACCCCGUAGUUCCCACAAUCCCCGGAACACAAACACUCAUGCACAAAUAUCGGGGCCCCGAGGUCGUAACGACCUCGAAUAGAAUACAAGAAAGUUGCAUAUAA